Xenopus laevis (African clawed frog) is the source of this 2631-nucleotide messenger RNA. RefSeq names its product soluble toll-like receptor 5 L homeolog (gene tlrs5.L). Gene Ontology annotation, cellular component: plasma membrane. The record is from RefSeq and is marked provisional. NCBI's taxonomy places the organism in Eukaryota, Metazoa, Chordata, Amphibia, Anura, Pipidae.
GGCAGCUACAGCGUUGGCACUAUUGCAUCGACUGGGAAACUUGUACAAUGUUACUUCCAUUAAUUGUCCUCCUGUUCCAACCUACAUUACUCAGCGGAUUGCAGCCCACUUCUAACACUUCCAACUGCUCAUCGUUCCAGGACAAAUCACACUUUGUAUUUUACUGUGUGGCAGGUGGUCUAUUCUCCAUUCCAUCACAUAUCCCUUCUCAAACCCAUGCACUCCUCCUCUCCUUUAACCGUAUUCCAUCUAUCUCCCAGGACUCCUUCUCAGGCCUUCUCCAUCUCCAGACCCUAUUACUUGGUGGCCAGGUUACACCUGCCGCAUUUUCUGUUGGGAAAUCUGCCUUCCGUGGCUUUCCCAAUUUAAUUACCCUUGACUUGGGAGGCAACCGCAACAUCAGUCUGCACCCUGAAGCAUUUGAGGGCUUGUCUCGGCUAGAAGUCCUUUUCCUGGAUAACAAUGGUCUUGAUGAAUCUGUACUUGAAUCAGGGAUGUUCAAGGACCUUACUUCCCUUAAGAAGCUUGACCUCUCAUCUAACAAAAUCCACAGAGUCCGGCCUGAUCCCUCCUUUCUGAAGUUAACCUCCAUUUCAGUCAUUCUUCUGAAAUUAAACAAAAUCAACUUGAUAUGUGGGGAUGAACUCCAAAGCCUGCAAGGAAGAAGACUACAGUUACUUGACUUAUCUUCCAACCCUCUACAAGUUUCUAGUAAGCUUCAUUGUACAAAUCCAUUCAACAACCUUACCCUAGGGACCUUGGAUAUCUCAUCUAUGGGCUGGGAUGCAAAGAUGGUAGAACAUUUCUUCAGGACCAUUUCAGGCACUAAAGUGGACUAUAUUAAGAUGAGGCAUGCUGCUGCAUUGGGAAGUGGAUUUGGGUUCAACAAUCUGAAAGACCCCAACAAAGGCACUUUUUCAGGGCUUAAUUCCAGCAAUGUGCAGAUCCUUGACUUGUCCAAUGGUUACAUCUCCCAUUUAGCACCUCAGCUUUUUUCUGCUUUUCCAAAACUCUUGUCCCUAGAUCUUUCCUCCAAUAAGAUAAACCAAAUGAGCACUGGGGCAUUUUCUGGUUUAGGUGAACUGGUGAGUCUCAAUCUGUCAGGAAACCUCCUGGGAGAACUUAUGGGCAACAGUUUCCAAGGUCUGGGAACCACUUCCUUAAAAGCAUUGGAUCUAAGUUCUAAUCACAUUGGUGAUGUACAAUAUGGAGCAUUAGAUACAUUUACUGCUUUGGAAUCACUAAACCUAAGGGACAAUGCACUUAAAAAAAUCCCACGAACCAAGCUGCCAGGUGUUACCCUUGUUUUGUUAAAGCAGAACAGGAUCUCAGAUACUUAUGACAUUAUCUCUUUCUGUCCAAAUGCCACAAUCUUAGACCUUUCAAGCAAUCGCUUAACUGAUCUUAGAUCACUGUGGCACAUCCUGGAACUAAAAGCCUUGAAAUAUCUAUCCUUAGGUAGCAACAGUCUCUCCAGGUGCUCCCUAAAACAUACAAGCAACAUGACAAGGAAAAGUGGUCUUGUACAGUUGGAUCUUUCUAAUAAUGCCUUGGGACCUGUGCUUAAGUCUGGGGAGUGUGAAAACAUUUUCAUGUACUUGGAAAACCUUAAAUAUCUAAACUUAGCCAGGAACCAACUGUCUAACAUUCCUGAGACCAUUUUCCGGGGCCUGUCCAGUUUACACAACCUGGACUUAUCUGAGAAUGUAUUCAAACAUAUCCAAAGCAAUUUAUUCACUGGCCUCACUGCACUGAAGAGCCUAAAUCUGGGGAAAAGCAACCUUGUGACUCUUUCAUCAUCUGUUCUGGAGCCUCUGGUUUCCCUCGAGAGCAUUGACUUAUCAGAGGUGACACUGACGUGCGACUGUAGCCUUGUGGAUUUCUGGAAUUGGCUGAAGGAUACCAACAUCACUGUAAACCUAGGGGGACAAGAGGUUUCGUGCAUAAAGCCAACUCCGGGAAUCCCUGAGAUACCAUUAACUACUUUUGUGAAGAACCAUUGUUAGUAGAGAACCCGUGGAUCUUCUCCUUGAGUUAUACUUGCCAUGCAUUGAAUGCCAAGCAUCGUUGGCAAGCGUCUAUAGUAUAACAGCAUGAAUAAAAAGUACUCGUAAGCAUUUCUACCAUUACAUACUUUUUUCUUUAUAAUUUUGGUGGUUCCUUGACUUCCUUCACCACUAAUCCCAUUUGUAGAUCAACAUUUGAUGGACCUCACAGGUGUAACCCUGCUACCUGUAUAAUUCCAGGGAUAUUACAGAUAGUCCAUAAGGAAUCAACCUCAACUUUCAAGCCUAUGGGUCUUCAAAAUGAACCCUCCUCCACCAUCUACUGCUUUAAGCUCCACUAGGUCUGGAGUUAAGGAGUCACAGUAUUAAGGGACCAUUUGUCAAAACAUACAUUGCUACAAAUUCAAGAUUUAAGGGAAGCUGUAGUCUACCAUACUAUUAUCUGUUUGUAGGGCUCUCUGGCCCAGGUAUUGGUCACUUUAAAAGCCCAUUAUGCACCAAACUAUGUGUAUUCUUACUUAUUCCCUUUGUACAUAUGUAUAUAUGGUUUGUUUUUUUUAAAGCGUUCAGCCUGAUCUUACACAAAAAUAAGUGGCUGUACUAAAAUAAAGCUGCAUGUAGUAUU